GGGCUCGCCGCCCCCCGCCCGCCGGGCCCGCAGCCUGGGCCACCGGCCGCAGGCGAGGCCCAGGCCGCGGCCGACAUGAACCACCAGCAGCAGCAGCAGCAGCAGAAAGCGGGCGAGCAGCAGCUGAGCGAGCCCGAGGACAUGGAGAUGGAAGCUGGAGAUACAGAUGACCCACCAAGAAUUACUCAAAACCCUGUUAUCAACGGGAAUGUAGCCAUGAGUGAUGGGCACAACAACACGGAGGAAGACAUGGAGGAUGACACGAGUUGGCGCUCCGAGGCAACCUUUCAGUUCACUGUCGAGCGCUUCAGCAGACUGAGUGAGUCGGUCCUUAGCCCUCCGUGUUUUGUGCGAAAUCUGCCAUGGAAGAUUAUGGUGAUGCCACGCUUUUAUCCAGACAGACCACACCAAAAAAGCGUAGGAUUCUUUCUCCAGUGCAAUGCUGAAUCUGAUUCCACGUCGUGGUCUUGUCAUGCACAAGCGGUGCUGAAGAUAAUAAAUUACAGAGAUGAUGAGAAGUCAUUCAGUCGUCGUAUUAGUCAUUUGUUCUUCCAUAAAGAAAAUGAUUGGGGAUUUUCCAAUUUUAUGGCCUGGAGUGAAGUGACUGAUCCUGAGAAAGGAUUUAUAGAUGAUGACAAAGUGACUUUUGAAGUCUUUGUACAGGCAGAUGCUCCCCAUGGAGUUGCGUGGGAUUCAAAGAAGCACACGGGCUAUGUCGGUUUAAAGAAUCAGGGAGCGACUUGUUACAUGAACAGCCUGCUGCAGACUUUAUUUUUCACAAAUCAACUACGAAAGGCCGUGUACAUGAUGCCAACAGAGGGUGAUGAUUCAUCCAAAAGUGUCCCUUUAGCAUUGCAGAGGGUGUUUUAUGAACUACAACACAGCGAUAAGCCCGUAGGAACAAAAAAGCUAACAAAGUCAUUUGGGUGGGAAACUUUAGAUAGCUUCAUGCAACAUGAUGUUCAGGAGCUAUGUCGAGUGUUGCUUGAUAACGUGGAAAAUAAGAUGAAAGGCACGUGUGUAGAAGGCACCAUCCCUAAAUUAUUCAGAGGCAAAAUGGUGUCCUAUAUCCAGUGUAAAGAGGUGGACUAUCGAUCUGAUAGGAGAGAAGACUAUUAUGACAUCCAGCUGAGCAUAAAAGGAAAGAAAAACAUAUUUGAAUCAUUUGUGGAUUAUGUGGCAGUAGAACAACUAGACGGUGACAACAAGUAUGAUGCCGGGGAGCACGGCUUGCAGGAAGCAGAGAAAGGUGUGAAAUUCCUUACAUUGCCACCAGUGUUACAUCUACAACUGAUGAGAUUUAUGUAUGACCCUCAGACGGACCAAAACAUCAAGAUCAAUGAUAGGUUUGAAUUCCCCGAACAGUUACCGCUUGAUGAAUUUUUGCAAAAAACAGAUCCUAAGGACCCUGCAAAUUAUAUUCUUCACGCAGUCCUGGUUCACAGUGGAGAUAAUCAUGGUGGACAUUAUGUGGUUUAUCUGAACCCCAAAGGGGAUGGGAAAUGGUGUAAAUUUGACGAUGACGUGGUGUCAAGGUGUACGAAAGAAGAAGCAAUCGAGCACAAUUAUGGGGGCCAUGACGACGACCUCUCCGUCCGGCACUGCACGAACGCAUACAUGUUGGUUUAUAUCAGGGAGUCCAAGCUGAGUGAGGUGUUACAAGCUGUCACCGACCAUGACAUUCCUCAGCAGCUGGUAGAACGAUUACAAGAAGAGAAAAGGAUCGAAGCCCAGAAGAGGAAGGAGCGGCAGGAAGCCCAUCUUUACAUGCAAGUGCAGAUAGUUGCAGAGGACCAGUUUUGUGGCCACCAAGGAAAUGAUAUGUAUGAUGAAGAAAAAGUCAAGUACACUGUGUUCAAAGUGCUGAAAAACUCCUCGCUUGCUGAGUUCGUCCAGAACCUCUCCCAGACCAUGGGAUUUCCACAAGAUCAAAUUCGAUUAUGGCCCAUGCAAGCGAGGAGCAAUGGAACCAAACGACCGGCGAUGUUAGAUAAUGAGGCCGAUGGCAACAAAACAAUGAUUGAACUCAGUGAUAAUGAAAACCCUUGGACAAUAUUCCUGGAAACAGUUGAUCCGGAGCUGGCCGCUACUGGAGCAACGUUACCCAAGUUUGAUAAAGAUCAUGAUGUGAUGUUGUUUUUGAAGAUGUAUGAUCCCAAAACACGGAGCUUGAACUACUGUGGGCACAUCUACACGCCAAUAUCCUGUAAAAUACGUGACUUGCUCCCAGUUAUGUGUGACAGAGCAGGAUUUAUCCAAGAUACUAGCCUUAUCCUCUAUGAGGAAGUUAAACCGAAUUUAACGGAAAGAAUUCAGGACUAUGACGUGUCUCUUGAUAAAGCCCUGGAUGAGCUAAUGGAUGGUGAUAUUAUAGUGUUUCAGAAGGAUGACCCUGAGAAUGAUAACAGUGAAUUACCCACCGCAAAAGAAUAUUUCAGAGACCUCUAUCACCGUGUUGAUGUCAUUUUCUGUGAUAAGACAAUCCCUAAUGAUCCUGGAUUUGUGGUCACGUUAUCAAAUAGAAUGAAUUAUUUUCAGGUUGCAAAGACAGUUGCACAGAGACUCAACACCGACCCAAUGCUGCUCCAGUUUUUCAAAUCUCAAGGUUAUAGGGAUGGCCCAGGUAACCCUCUUAGACAUAAUUAUGAAGGUACUUUAAGAGAUCUUCUACAAUUCUUCAAGCCUAGACAACCUAAGAAACUUUACUAUCAGCAGCUGAAGAUGAAAAUCACAGACUUUGAAAACAGGCGAAGUUUUAAGUGUAUAUGGUUAAACAGCCAGUUUAGGGAAGAGGAAAUAACACUAUAUCCAGACAAGCACGGGUGUGUCCGGGACCUGUUAGAAGAAUGUAAAAAGGCUGUAGAGCUUGGGGAGAAGGCAUCAGGGAAACUUAGGCUGCUAGAAAUUGUAAGCUACAAAAUUAUUGGUGUGCACCAAGAAGACGAGCUAUUAGAAUGUUUAUCUCCUGCAACGAGUAGAACGUUUCGAAUAGAGUGUCCCCAGGAAAUCCCUUUGGACCAGGUAGACAUAGAUAAGGAAAAUGAGAUGCUGAUCACAGUGGCACAUUUCCAUAAGGAGGUGUUCGGGACGUUUGGAAUCCCUUUUUUGCUGAGGAUACACCAGGGCGAGCAUUUCAGAGAAGUCAUGAAGCGGAUUCAGAGCCUGCUAGACAUCCAGGAGAAGGAGUUUGAGAAGUUUAAAUUUGCCAUUGUGAUGAUGGGCCGGCACCAAUACAUAAAUGAAGAUGAGUACGAAGUAAACUUGAAAGACUUUGAACCUCAGCCUGGUAAGAGCCCUCCCACUGCUUUCCUUCCGUGUGGGGGAGGUCCAGCUGGCCAGCGGUAACAUGUCUCACCCGCGGCCGUGGCUAGGGCUCGACCACUUCAACAAAGCCCCAAAGAGAAGUCGCUACACUUACCUUGAAAAGGCCAUUAAAAUCCAUAACUGACUUCUUCACCCAUGCAUGCAAGGCGAGGACGGCGUGUGGGUGUGCCCCUUUAACAGCGAGGACUCUGGCACACGUGCACUUUAGCGAGUCUUCAGAGGAGGAUUUGCUGCUGGUGUUCAUUUUAUUUUGUUGAGGCAGUUCAGUUUGGCUUCUCUGUAUCUAUUGACUGCCCUUUUUGAGCAAAAUGAAGGUGUUUUUAUAAAGCUUGGAUGCCAAUGAGAGUUAUUUUAUGGUAACCACAUGCAAGGCAACUGUCAGCAUUCGGGGAGAAGAGGUUAGUGGGACGCGUGACGCUGGCAGGAGGUCUCUAGUCUGUCUAGUUGGCAGAAGCUGCCUGGCUGCCUGCUGGGGGUCCCGGCCUCCACCCGCAGCCAGGAAGUCGUAUGUUUAGGCUUGUCUGACGUAUUUCCUUCAGUUAUAUUUCAAUGGCCUUUUGUGCAUCUGUAAAGGCAAAACAGAGAAACUCACAAGCUAAUAAAUAGCACUCUUUCCUUCACUGCGUGUCCUGUCGCCCCUUCCUCAGUCCUCUCCCAGCCGCCUGGGUCUUUCCAUAAACUGUCUCACUUCCGUCAGCCACUGCUGCUCUGCAGCUCAUUGCAGAGUGGGAGCACGGAGCAGUCUGACAGCCGUCCUGGGGUCUUUUAUUAAAUGGAAAGCACUGUUAAUUACAAUUAAGGUGUAUAAGCUGCCUGUCGGCAGACUGAUCUCGCAUUCAUGUGAGCAGGUGAAAGAUUAUACAUAGAAUUUCCUUAAAACACAACAGAUGAACAAGAGAGCCUUUUAGCAAAGAGGGCAUGCUCACUAGUGGUAGUAAGCUGUUGACUUUGUAUAAAAGUUAAAAGAAAAAAAAAACAGGAAAAAUGAAAUUGUAUAUUUAAUGAAUGAACAUGUACAAUUUACUGCUGGGAGGAGGUGACUUUUUUGUUGGGUGAAUCUACAGGUGACUCACUGAUGUUGAUAUUCAUUGUGUGUAGUUUAUUUCAGUCCCGACCUUUUAUUUUGGAGCUAAAUGCCAGCUGCGUGUCUAGUUUUGAGUGCAGUAAAAUAGAAUCAGCAGAUCACACUUUUUUUUUCAUUCUUUUCCAGUAUUUUUUGUUUGUUUCUGUAGCAGCGGUGUACACCAACUCUUCCUGUAUAUUGCCUUUUUGCUGGAAAAUGUUGUAUGUUGAAUAAAAUUUUCUAUAAAAAUGAUAA
Messenger RNA from Myotis myotis, 4642 nucleotides. RefSeq names its product ubiquitin specific peptidase 7 (gene USP7). Gene Ontology annotation, cellular component: cytosol; nucleus. The record is from RefSeq and is a predicted model, not a curated record. Gene Ontology annotation, molecular function: cysteine-type deubiquitinase activity; cysteine-type endopeptidase activity; protein binding. Lineage: Eukaryota; Metazoa; Chordata; Mammalia; Chiroptera; Vespertilionidae. Bases 76 to 3345 code for a protein of 1089 amino acids. Gene Ontology annotation, biological process: regulation of protein stability; protein deubiquitination. The transcript is spliced from 31 exons.